Hypanus sabinus (Atlantic stingray) is the source of this 4532-nucleotide messenger RNA. Its product is annotated as sestrin-1-like. NCBI's taxonomy places the organism in Eukaryota, Metazoa, Chordata, Chondrichthyes, Myliobatiformes, Dasyatidae. The transcript has 11 exons. The coding region runs from base 204 to 1880 and encodes 558 amino acids. Gene Ontology annotation, biological process: negative regulation of TORC1 signaling; cellular response to leucine starvation; regulation of response to reactive oxygen species. The record is from RefSeq and is a predicted model, not a curated record. Gene Ontology annotation, cellular component: nucleus. Gene Ontology annotation, molecular function: L-leucine binding; oxidoreductase activity, acting on peroxide as acceptor.
UUUUCAGUUUUUUUUCUAUGAAUUGCAUUCUACUGCUACGGCAAGGACAACAAAUUUCACGACAUAUGCCGGUGAUAUUAAACCUGAUUCUAAAUCUGAAUCCUGUUUGGCAAAUUUCUUGCACAAACCGUCCAACGCAGAUGCUGGAAAUCUGGAGGAACGCACGUUUCCGAUGAGGUGUGGGCAUUGAUUGAGGAGCUGCUAUGUCGCUGGAUCGGGGAAAUUCGGGUUGCGCCGGAGCCGCGACCGGCCUCCAAGAGUUGAGGAAGUACAGCGAACUGAUACAGAACCGGCGGCGGGAGAGCCGGGCGGCGGCGAUGGACAACGCCGCCCUCGCCGUGCUCAACUGCCUGGACUCGCGAUGGCCGGAGCGGCAGGGAGGCGAGAGGUCGCCGCCGCCCCUGCGGGAGCCACCCGCCGAACUUAAGCCGCUGCUGUUGCUGUUGCUGCGGCUGUCCCGCAGUUGCCCGUUCGACGACAUCCGAGAGAGAAGCGCGGGCAUCCUGAAAAUGGUGCAGGAUCGGAAAGUGAAGAUUCCUCGCCCUAUUGGUCUCGGUCCAAGUUCCUUCAUUCCAGUCAGAGAGAUUCUACAGGACGGCCUGGAGGAAACGGAACGACAGCUCUUUAUUGAAGCCUUUGUGUCCACUGGCCGACUGGACAAUGUAACCAUGGUGAUGGGCUUGCACCCGCAGUAUCUUGAAAACUUUUGGAAAACUCAGUACUAUCUCCUGCAAAUGGAUGGACCACUCCCCUAUCACUAUAGGCAUUACAUUGGUUUAAUGGCCGCUGCCCGUCAUCAGUGCUCCUACCUCGCCAGCCUUCACAUCAAUGAGUUCCUCCAAGUCGGAGGCAAUCCUGAGUGGUUGAACGGGUUGAACUUUGUGCCACAGAAAAUGAGGAACCUCAAUGAAAUCAACAAGAUCUUGGCCCACAGACCCUGGCUGAUCACAAAAGAACAUAUAGAGAACCUGCUGAAGACCGGUGAGAGCAGUUGGUCGCUGGCUGAGCUGAUCCACGCUGUCGUCCUCCUCACACACUACCACUCGCUGGCUUCCUUUGUUCUGGGCUGCGGUAUCAGGCCAGAACCAGACCAGGACGGCGGCUACACGUUCAGACCUCCGUCUCCAGGCAGCUGUCACUCGGACAGCUCCACCAGCAGCGGCUCUGAGGAAGCUAUCAACUGCGGUGUAAGCAGGGAAGAUAUGCGCGAGCUCGAGGCCCUCAUCGAGAGAAUGAAGUUGCUGCAGGAAGGACGCCACAGUGAAGAAGCGAGUCAGGAGGAGAAGGCAACGCGCUUUGAAAACGAGAAGCGGGAAAGUUCGUUUGUAGCACCUGCAGCGGAUGAUAAUGAGUUGUUGCCGUCGACCAACUUGUCGUGCUUUGUCGAAGAUGCGGAUUUUGGGUACAAGGAUUUCAGCACGCGUGGGGAGCAGCCCCCUCCGACGCUCCGUGCCCAGGAUUACUCCUGGGAGGGCCAUGGAUACUCCUUAAUUAAUCGGCUGUACCCGGAAGUUGGGCAGCUCUUGGAUGAGAAGUUUCAGGUUGUGUAUAAUCUGACGUACAACACCAUGGCGAUGCACAGUGGCGUUGACACUUCCAUGCUGAGAAGAGCCAUUUGGAACUACAUCCACUGCGUGUUCGGCAUCAGAUACGACGAUUACGACUACGGAGAGGUCAAUCAGCUUCUAGAACGUAGCCUGAAGACCUACAUCAAGACCGUAGCUUGUUAUCCGGAGAAAACAACCAAGAGAAUGUACUUGGGCUUCUGGAGACACUUCAAACAUUCGGAAAAGGUGCACAUAAACCUGCUCCUACUCGAAGCUCGGAUGCAAGCCGCCUUACUGUACGCGCUGAGGGCCAUCACGCGGUAUAUGACGUGACGGAACCAGACAGCUGGGUGUCAGUAGCUCCAUCAGGUUGUCCUCGUCUCCGGGAUUGCUGCGCUGGAGUGUGAACCCCUGUACGAUCCAGCCAAGAACUAACGAUUGAAAUAUAUUUUAGGGAGUAAAGUUGUCUGAACUCUAGUGAGCUGGUGGUAAGGAGGGGUGGUGGGGUGGGGGGGAAAUCGGGGAAUAACUUCAGUAUUUCUUUGCUGUGUUCUGUGCGUGCUGAAUGGUGCUGAGGAUUUGAGUUGUAAAGCCUCCCUGAACCUAGUGGCCCCAAGAACACAGCAGUCUUGAAUGUAUUCUAUAGAACUUAGUACUGUGAAACCAGGGCACUGUGACGCAGGCUAUCUGUAUCAAUACUGCCCACUGGUCUUGUAUUUAUUUAUAUUUUUGCUAUUUGAUUAUUCAGUUUUUUUUUUCAUUUCAUACUUUGAAUUACCAAAGCUGACUUUAGCAUGUCAUAUCUGGGGGGGUGGGGGUGUUGUGACCAAAAGUGGGGUGAGGGUUAGAGGGGACUUUCAUCAGAUUGCAGGUGACAAUUGUCCAGUUUGAACUCUAUUCCCCCCCAAAUGGACUCCCCUGUCACCAGAGUUGUAUCGUGCAGAAAGCUGGUCUCCCCAUGGGCAAUUCACCAACUGUUGUCCUGGCCCGGUAGAUCAAAAGGUGACCAGUUGUUGAAUAGUGAGCUGUUAGCAGCUUAUGGUACUGUUCCACCCCCCCCCCCCCCCCCCACCCCAUAGCCCCGAAGAUGCUAGCAGCUGUUUUUUUCAAUACAUUAGCAGUGAUAGGAACGGCAUCGCAGUGAAGAUGAAGCUCUGCUUUCGGACCAAAGUUACACAAAAGCAUUAUAGUUGGCAUUCUCUCAUUUAUAUCUGGGGGUUUUUAAAAAUGAACAAAAUAUUUUUACUCAAAUGUAAAUGAAGAAAAUGUUCAAGCCAUUCCCAAAAAUCCUGACCUCUGUGAAGAAUUGUUCAUGCCUUGAUUUGCACACUUUGUCCUGUUUGAAACUCCUGUUUCUGAUAAUAUUUUGCACAUACGGAUAUCUGGAUGGGUAUUGUUACUGCACUGAACAGUGUUCCUACUUAAAGUACAGAAUUUUAACAAUAACCUUUAUUUCUGUGUAGUAGGAUUUCUUGGCCAACAUCAGCAUAAGUUUUUUUUCUUCCCUUUUUCUUUAAAACAAAAUGUUUGUCUUAUUUGAGGGUAUGGGGAAGAGUCUUGUGCUGAAGGCACAAUCGCAUUCUUCCCCUGCAAUAUUCUGUGUCCUUAAAGCAGUUGUUCUGAAUCCUUGUAUCAGUGGGUUUCUCAGGUGGUGGUCUGAGGGAACCUCACCCGAGAGUGGUAAGAAGUUUGCGCUGUCAUUUCUAGACUUAAGUUCCUCUGAAAUUUAAGAUCAGCUUUGCUUUGAGCGUUGAAGCCCAAAGCCAGUGUAAAAGAACUUGGUUUUUGGUGAUGUGAAAAGCACCGGUUAAAAAACUUCAGGCAGUGAAAGAAGGGUUAACAAUCUGAUGUGUGAGAUCAAAAUCUGGAUUGUUCAACAUUUUUAAAAAAACCUGUAAAAUGAUGGACGACAAACUAAGUAAUAGAACGAUUUUUGACAAUCUGCCAAUAAUUUAACACUAAAGUUAUUAGCUGGCUCAGUACCCCUUUUUAAGCAAAUGUAUUUGUUGAAAGGUUUCUUAAUUCUGUGAUCAGUUUUAGCAUGUCCCUGUACAGUUAUUCAUUACUGGAAAUAGUACCAGCUUGGGAUAUAAGUAGGUGCUGGGGCACAGUUUUGAACCGAAAACUUCCUCCAAGUCCUCGAGCAGCAUUGGAACUACCUGGAUGAUCGGCACUUAUGAAGAAGAGGUGGGCGUGCCUUACAGUUUGUCUGGUGUUGAACACCAGUCUCUGCCUUUUCACAACAUCAAGUCUUAAUGGGUGCCAGUCUCAUCCAGUGUAGUUUCAGGCAGUGAGUAACCCUCGAGCGCUGGUCUUGCACACAAACAGAUUCUUGCUCUGUAAUUGAAGGCGUCCUUGCCUUAGGUGAUUGAGAGAUGAGAAGCAAUUUGUGUGUCAGUGAAGUGAGCACAAAUCCAGUCUGUAUAUUGAAGACAGACUUUCAGGUUCUAACCAUUUGAUAAGUGCGGAAGUUAUUUUCUGUCUGGGAACAUCAAAUUGUGCUGUGUGAUUUUACUAUCUUUUGUAAAGAUGUUUAAAGAUGCACUGGGCUUUAAUGCACUCCCUUCAUGAGAAAGCUGCUUUAAUUGAAUAAAUCACUUUCCAAAGUGCAGACAUUGAGAGCAAUCAGCAAAGAUGCACUGAGUUCAUUCAGUCUAAGCUUUUCUUCUCCACACUUUAUGCUAGUUUUUUUUAAACUUGAUCAGUUAAUGUUUCGAGCAGUAGAUUGCUUUUUUAAUAGAUUAAUGUAUGUCGACAACAAAUCGACCAAUUGGGAGUCUUCUGGAAAUGCUCUGACCCAGGUAUUGCUGCCAGCCAGCAUUGCUAAACACACAUUUCAUGUGGUUUUAGCUGCCCUUUAAGAAACAUUGAACCUACCAAGCAUUGUCUCGAUUUCGUGUGUUUUUUUUUGCUGUUGAGACCUUUAGAAGUUGCAACUUACUUUUGACUUUGAUUUCUUAAAUAAAGAUACUUUUGUUUUCCCAA